CUACGGACAAGAUGGCCGCAUCGCCUGUGUCUACGGACAAGAUGGCCGCAUCGCCUGUGUCUACGGACAAGAUGGCCGCAUCGCCUGUGUCUACGGACAAGAGGGCCACAUUGCCUGUGUCUACAGACAAGAUGGCCGCAUCGCCUCAUCCUCGGAAGAGGAGGAGGAGGAGGAAGGCUUCUUCUGUUCUUCCCCCUCUUACGCCCAAGCUGCUUGCUCGGCCGGCGCCACCUGCGCUUCUUGCCCUGCCAGCGCCACCUGCGCUCCUUGCCCUGCCAGCGCCACCUGCGCUUCUUACUCUGCCGGCGCCACCUGAACUCCCUGCCUUGCCAGCACCACCUGAACUCCUUGCCCUGCUUCUUGCCCUGCCAGCGCCACCUGCGCUUCUCACUCUGCCGGCGCCACCUGAACUCCCUGCCUUGCCAGCACCACCUGAACUCCUUGCCCUGCCAGCACCACCCGAGCUCCUGGCCCUGCCGGCGCCAUCCAAGCUCCUAGCCCUGCCAACGCCACCCAGGCGUCUCGCCCUGCCGGCACCACCCGAACGCCUGGCCCUGCCGGAACCACCUGAACUCCUUGCCCACGAGGCCGCAACAGACCCCGUUGAAAUCCCCAAGAACUUUUUGGGG
Messenger RNA from Megalobrama amblycephala (Wuchang bream), 629 nucleotides. Its product is annotated as predicted GPI-anchored protein 58. Lineage: Eukaryota; Metazoa; Chordata; Actinopteri; Cypriniformes; Xenocyprididae. The annotation marks the transcript as partial. The record is from RefSeq and is a predicted model, not a curated record. The transcript has a single exon.